AUGAAGGGGAACAUGAAACGCACUUGCAAGUUGAAAAAGCAUGAUGAAAUACUUAUGCACUUUGAGCAGGCUGCGAAAUCUUAUUCAAUUACUGAAUUUGAUUGUCAUUUUCGCAAGAUCAAGAGGAAGGAACACAUUGCUCAAUAUCUUCAACAGGCAGGGUUACAUAAGUGGUCUAGAGCUCACAUGGAUGGACGCCGCUACAAUGUAAUGAUGACAAAUAUUGCGGAGUCAAUAAACUCGGUCCUUAGGUUUGCAAGAAUGCUUCCAGUAGUUCAUUUGAUAGGGGAAAUUAUUAAUCUUCUUGUGAAAUGGUUCACCAAACGUCGUGAGUUGGCUUUGAAAUGCACAACAACAUUAUGCCCUAAUUUUGGCGAGAAGAAGUUGAGGAAUAGGUUGGAUGAUGCUUCGAGGAUGAAUGUGGUUAAACUAAAUAAAGUACAGUAUAAUGUUGUGGAUGGUGAUCUGGACGGCCUCGUACAUAUGAUGAACAACAGUUGUAGUUGUAGGAAGUUUCAGCUUGAUCAACUACCUUGCAAGCAUGUCGUUGCAGUUUGCCGCUUCUUGAACCAAAAUGUAUACUCCAAGGCUUCUCAAUAUUACACUCGAAAUACUUGGUUGAAUGCUUAUUCGGAUAGCAUCUACCUGGUACAGCCUCAGGGAAUGUGGGUUAUUCUUGAAGAUGUCCGAAGUCGAGUUGUGUUACCUCCCAUGGCGAAGGUCAUGCUAGGCAGACGGAAAAAGCUGAGAAUUCCCUCACAACGAGAGGGCAGCAGAACAAGAAAGUGCUCAAGGUGCGGUUCCAUCGACCACAAUAAAAGCACCUAUCAAAGAACCCAUUUCUCUGGAGAACUCCAACACCCCAUUCUCAAAUUGCCUCCCAUUAUUAAUCCCAUCUGA
Molecule: messenger RNA, 900 nt
Organism: Prunus armeniaca (apricot)
Lineage: Eukaryota; Viridiplantae; Streptophyta; Magnoliopsida; Rosales; Rosaceae
Source: the annotation of a GenBank genome assembly